UUAUAAUGGAUCAUUAGUAUGGUGAAAGUGUUUAUGUGCUUGGCUGAUGGUCCCAAAACGACUGAAAUUAUGAUCGAAAGCACAGGAGUAAUUGGUUAAUGUCAUAUGGUCAGAUCGACUAAAACUGCGCUGAUGAGGCCUCCCUCUUUUCCUUUAGCGAGCAACCCUGAAAUGACUCCGGAGUUACAUUAGCACUGCAUGCGUCGAGAAGUGUUCAAACCUUGCCGUGUGGUCAUGCGUUGCAGAUGAUGGAGGAUUUCUCUGGAUUGGCUCUGCCGCCGCUCUUCGGGGGUCACAUCCUGGAGGCCGAGCUGGAGGCCGCCGCGGUGGAGCUGGCUCCCGGGCCCGCGGUGGAGCUGGCUCCCGGGCCCACGGUGGAGCUGGCUCCUGGGCCCGCGGAGGUCAUGGAUGGCCCGGGGCGGGACAGCGCGGAGGAGCGGACGGAAGUGCAGAAGAGGAAAUGCCAGGCGCUAAGCAAGAGGUGCAAGGAGAUCGAGCAGGUUAAUGAGCGGAUACUGGGUCGCCUGUACCAGGUCCAAAGACUGUUGCGCAGAAUGAAGAAAGAGAGAAGGUUCCUCAUGAAGACUCUGGACUCAUACGGAGACGAAUACAGGACCGUCCAGUUCACCAUCCCGUUAGAGGAUGAGGGUGGAGCCAUUUUAGAUUGUGUAACUGGUGGAGACGAUGAUGGCUCCUCCCCCUCAGUGCCCCACCAGGCAGUGGGUGGACCCAAGAAAAAGAGGCAUAGAGUUCAGAAGGAAAGGGAGGGAGACUCAGGCCGAGUCUGAACUCUGACCUCUCCAUGAUGUCUGAAAUUCCAUGCCUUGGGUUUGCCAGUCCCACCAGAUUCACCUUUAUCAGAGACGCAUGGGGAACCUGGGAUGACUUUUUGUAUUGCGAGCAGAGUGUGUACACUGUCCAGUGUGAAGUAUAUAUUACUAGGACUGGUGCACAUUAAGCCAAAGCACUCCAGUGGUGAACAGAAUAUGUGCUGGGGUCAGCUCCUGUGGUGGGGCUUUAUUUUUACUCACCCUUCCAUUUCUUUUGAUUGUAACCCUACUAUUGCACUGACAGAUUUUAAUAAAUAAAUGGAGUUUGGAAUUGA
This is a messenger RNA of Electrophorus electricus (electric eel), 1105 nucleotides long. It is a transcript of the gene tfpt, whose product is annotated as TCF3 (E2A) fusion partner. The record is from RefSeq and is a predicted model, not a curated record. Gene Ontology annotation, molecular function: DNA binding. Gene Ontology annotation, cellular component: Ino80 complex. Gene Ontology annotation, biological process: apoptotic process; apoptotic signaling pathway; positive regulation of apoptotic process. Lineage: Eukaryota; Metazoa; Chordata; Actinopteri; Gymnotiformes; Gymnotidae.